AUGAGUACCAAAGUGCAAAAGUUGAUGACGCAGCCCAUCAAUCUGAUGUUCAGGUUUCUGCAGAAUAAAUCCCGCAUCCAAGUGUGGCUCUACGAACAGGUGAACACGCGGAUCGAGGGGCGUAUCAUGGGCUUUGACGAGUACAUGAAUCUCGUUCUCGAUGACGCGGAAGAGCUGGACGUGAAGAACCUCAAACGCACGCCACUGGGCCGCAUCCUGCUCAAGGGAGACACCAUCACGCUCAUGAUGGCCGUCGGUGCAAUCAACGGAUCCAACUAG
Molecule: messenger RNA, 279 nt
Organism: Hyaloperonospora brassicae
Lineage: Eukaryota; Oomycota; Peronosporomycetes; Peronosporales; Peronosporaceae
Source: the annotation of a GenBank genome assembly